This is a messenger RNA of Ctenocephalides felis (cat flea), 864 nucleotides long. RefSeq lists its product as uncharacterized. The transcript is spliced from 4 exons. The record is from RefSeq and is a predicted model, not a curated record. Lineage: Eukaryota; Metazoa; Arthropoda; Insecta; Siphonaptera; Pulicidae. The coding region runs from base 19 to 864 and encodes 281 amino acids.
UCUUUACCAACGAUUAAUAUGCCUGGUUUCAAUGGUGAUCCUUUGGCAAAAGAAAAUUGCUUGAUGGAAGUUUCUUUUAAAUACACACGUAAUAAUGACAAAGAGUCCUGUGUAAAUCAGAAAUCAUCUCAACAUACAGAAUCUAUACCCGUACCUGCACCAGCACCUGCACCUAUUCCGCUAGCUGAACCGAGCGUUACAGUAGAAGGAGCAAAAUCUACUAUAGAAUUGCCAUUGCCCCUUAGAUUGACAGCUCCAACUACUACAAUGUCUUUCGAUAAGAGCAAAAUUCAAUAUCGGUGUUCCAAAUGCAAAUUAACAUUUAUUCUUAAAUCCCAACUUUUGAAACAUAUACAGCAAAUACAUAUCAACCAAAUUAAUAGAUCUAAAAAUAAACUAAAGUAUGGCUGCCGAAUAUGUAGUAAAAAAUUUGCAUACAGAGAAUCAGUGAGAUAUCACAUAUUAUCAGAACAUAAAGAAAAUUUGCAGCCGCUAUUUAAAACCAGUCAAGAUUCCAAUGAUUCAGUAAAUGAAAAACAAUCUGAAGGAAAGCAAAAUUUUGUUGAGAAUGCAUGUUUAUUGACUUCCUUUGAAUCCUCAAGAGUGAGAAAUUCAGAUUCUAGUUCUUCAUCACAUAACAUACAUUUAAAAAAAAUAGAAACACGAGAACUACCGAAUAUAGAAACAUUGUAUUCAAAUAUUUCAGGCAUAUUUCUGAACCAGCAAAAGGUACUUGUGUCAGAUCUUAUAGAAUUAUCAGAUGCUCUGCAAAAUUAUGAACUCAGUUCUGAUAAAGUAGAAAUUGUUUCUAGCAAAUUGAAAUCUAUUAUUACAUUUGUUAAGACAGGCAUUAAGAAUAAAUAA